AUGAAUCCGACCUUGCCACCAGAGCUUUGGCUACAUAUCCACGCGCUAGCUACUGAAAAGAGCUCCGCACUGGCUCUCUCGCACUCCGAAUGCCAGCGCUUCGCACCCCGACAUCAGGACUUCUCAAAGCCUUUCAAUCUCAUUACCCAAUUCUACCAGGAUGUGCACGCGUUUACGCGUGUCUGCCGACUUUGGAACGCUCUUGCUACGGCAUUGCUCUACGAGAACGUUGUGGUCAACGAGCAUUUUCCAGCACUGCAUAAAACGCUCGAGGAAAGACCAAAUCUGAAGCAUGCUGUCCGCGCAGUCCGUCUCUCGCCCUACCGAUUGGACGACAACAAUGCUAUAUUACUUGCCUGUCCCAACAUCUCUGUUGUCUGUCAAGCAGAUGACUCGGAGAAGUCUUACGGACAUUACCGUGCCGCUAGCUUCGACCUACAACGGCCCCAAAUCCCACAAACACUCCCCAGUCUUCAAAUUUUAUACUGGGUCGAAACCGACCAAUCUACAGGGCUGCUGCAGCCCAUUCUCCAGGCCGCGCCGAAUCUCAAACGACUCUUCAUCUCCGAAUCGCCUCAGCCUGCCACAAAACGCGUGGCAUCCGACCUUUCCACUGUGGCCACCCGGCUCGAGCAGCUCAGUCUCGGCCAACUAGUUGGCUGGGACAUGACGCGUUGGAUACUCGCACUCGACUUCUCCCGCUUGACCAGCCUCGAAUGCGCACCGGGUUUUAUCGAGCACGCCGACUUCCCGGCAACCCUCCCGCGCCUCCAGAUGCUCCGCCUCUCGUGUUUCCGCUCCCGCAUCCCGUUCGCGCGCAUAUUCGCGCGUUUUCCCGCAUUGCGGGACCUUUCCCUAUGGAGUCUGGGAUAG
Molecule: messenger RNA, 873 nt
Organism: Mycena indigotica
Lineage: Eukaryota; Fungi; Basidiomycota; Agaricomycetes; Agaricales; Mycenaceae
Exons: 2
Coding region: 1-873 (290 amino acids)
Source: RefSeq, a predicted model, not a curated record